CCCACAACUGAGGACAUUUCAACUGAAGAAGUAACACAUGCGUGGAUAACUUCCGUCGCUAGAGGAACAAUGCACGCAUUAUUCGAACGGAUUCUUAUGAUAUCUCAAUUAUCUUCACAUGGUACUCAACAGUUGUUAACGGAUCUUGGAUAUUUAACGAAUGUUUUGAGCGCCUUAGAAAUUGAACCUACAAGGGAAAUUAUAAAAACUAUUAAAGUCUUGGAAAUGGAUGAAGAUAGCGUGGUUAACGCUUUAAGAGCCAAAACGGGAAGUAUUAGUCAAAGUGGAAAUUUGAUCAAUGAUUUUGAAGAGUUUUCUGACGCAAAAGAUCAUGAAAUUUUAGAUAAAGUUGCAAGCGUUAGGGGAAUCAGAUUAUUAGAUCUAG
Molecule: messenger RNA, 385 nt
Organism: Racocetra fulgida
Lineage: Eukaryota; Fungi; Glomeromycota; Glomeromycetes; Diversisporales; Gigasporaceae
Source: the annotation of a GenBank genome assembly